CUGCAACUUUCAAAUAUGAGGCCCACGGCUGGUGAGUUCAAAGCUUUGAAACUGAGCAGUUUCAAGUUCGACACCGACUACAACUCUUACAAGAGUCUUCCUGUUCCCGAAGAGCCAACUGUUGCUCAGAGUGACAUUUCUGUCAAGCUUGAUGCUUUUUCUGAGAAAUUUCAUGGGUUGGAGGUCAAGAUCGAUUCGUUGCAUACUUCCCAACAGAAGAUUUCAUCUGAUUUGGUUGAGUUGAAAGAGUUUGUGUCUGCACAGUUUGUUUCUUUUGGUGCUCAGAUGGCUUCAAUGCAGACACAGUUUUCUACUGUUUUUGCCGAUUCCUAUGCCAAGGACAAAGGCAGUGACUCUUCCAAUGAUGAUGAUGGAAGUGGUGAUGAAGCAGAUUUUGAUUUAAAUGAAUCUGAAGAAACUGAUGACAAUGAAGAAGAGAAUGUUAUGGGUGAUGAAGAAGGUGAGGGUAGUGAAGGUGAACAGAAGGAUGGUCAAGCUGAUGAAGAUUCUGACUCAAAAGAAAAAAAUGAUAAGGGCAGUGAUGAUGAAUCCACUGAUAGUGAGGAGAAGGUAGAUAAGUAGACAAUGUAACUAGGUUUUAGUUACUUUGUGUGGUUUAUUUUGUUGUAAGUCCGUUUUAGGUAGUGGUCUUGUAAUUCUAUGUUCUUGUUAUGUCUCUUGUUAUGUUUUAUUUUUUUUUAAGACAUUUGCAACUAUUUUUCAGACUAUUUAUUUGUAUUUAUUAUGUUAUUUAUAUGGCUGUGUUUAUAGAUUAUGUUGUUCGCAAUUUAUUGUUGGUCUUCUUAUUUUACUUGUUGUUUUUAUUUUGUUUUUAAGUUGUUAUGUAGUUUUUUUUUAGUUGUUGAAGUCUUUCACAAAAAAUAACUUCACUUUUUUUCCAUUUUCUUUUUCCUUUAUUUUCUGUAUCAAGAAUUUCGUUGAUUUCAAUGACGGGCCUAUUCAAAUAGAUGUUGAGGCUACUGUUCAGUCCGGUGUAAAAGCAGUUGAGAUUAUGGUAAUGUUGCUUUUGUGUUGUUUUUUGGUUGUGUAAAGGUUGUUAUUUUUUAACCAUGCUCUAAUUCCUUUUUAAUACCAUAUAUAAACAGAUGUCUUCAGAUGGAAUUGGUGGUGAUCCUUGUAAAC
This is a messenger RNA of Cannabis sativa, 1143 nucleotides long. RefSeq lists its product as uncharacterized. The record is from RefSeq and is a predicted model, not a curated record. Lineage: Eukaryota; Viridiplantae; Streptophyta; Magnoliopsida; Rosales; Cannabaceae. The transcript has 2 exons. Bases 16 to 582 code for a protein of 188 amino acids.